CUCUCUCUCUGCAAACAGCUGUGAGUGAAACAGUGUGCGGGAGGGCUCUUCGGAAGCAUACACACGAGCGGGACAAAAUGGGAGUAGAGAUCGAGACCAUAACCCCCGGCGAUGGGAGGACAUUUCCCAAAAAAGGACAGACAUGUGUGGUGCAUUAUGUUGGCUCUCUGACAGAUGGACGAAAGUUUGACUCUUCCCGUGACCGUGAAAAGCCAUUUAAGUUCAAGAUUGGUAAACAGGAAGUGAUCCGUGGCUGGGAGGAAGGUAUUGUGCAGAUGAGUGUGGGCCAACGCGCAAAGCUGACCUGUUCACCUGAUUUUGCCUACGGUAAUAAAGGCCAUCCUGGGAUUAUUCCCCCAAAUGCCACCCUCAUCUUCGAUGUGGAGCUUCUCAGUUUGGAGUGAUUUAAUGCUAUUCACUGCCUUUUGUUCAUUUUUCAUUACUUUAUAAAUGUUUUAAGUGUCAAAAGUUUAGGGUUACACUUUAUAUUGUUACACUGUAAUUAUACAUUUAAGUACUGAGUAAUAUUAAGAAACUAAAUAGGGUUAUGAUAAGUGUUACCAAGUUUAGUCUUAACAUUACUUAAUUAAAUAAGUUUCUCUUUUUGUCACGCUGUAUUUUUAGCCAUUUUUUUUAGAAGCAUCUUAUCUUAUUCAGAAUCUUACAGAUUUAGGCAUAUUAUAUAAAGAUCUGUGCUUAAUUUGAUCUAAAUCCACAUUUCUCCUUUUGCUUUGGUCACAUUACAUCUGAACUAAUUCUUAAACUGUUUUAUUUCAGUCCAGACUUCUUCCUGUAAUGAAUAAGCAAAUCACCAAAAACCUUGCAAUGUCCUUAAUCUUGAACAUGUUAAAUUGGCGACCAACGCACCGCACGUUGACAGGGUAACACGCUGAUCCGACAAAACUAUUGCCGUUGGUCGCCAUCUGUCGUGCAGUGUGAAUUGGCCUUUAGACUUCGUUUUCUCUUGUGACUUUUUCUCACACUGUGAUUGUUGUUGGCUUGAGACCAAGUUCAAAUUUUAUACCAAUAUUGGUGACUUUAUCCCUGAAUCGUAACCCCCCCACAAGAAAACCAUAAAUUUGCCUUGAAGAUGUUAUGUUUGAGAUAAUAUAAACAUUGAAAUAUUUGUUGCAUUGUUACUUUUUACAUUGAAUAAAUGAAUAAAUUACAAGUUCUAUUUUUUACAUUUAAAAAUACAGAAAGUAAUUUAAGUUAUUU
Pimephales promelas (fathead minnow) is the source of this 1218-nucleotide messenger RNA. RefSeq names its product FKBP prolyl isomerase 1Ab (gene fkbp1ab). Gene Ontology annotation, biological process: protein peptidyl-prolyl isomerization. Gene Ontology annotation, cellular component: cytoplasm; sarcoplasmic reticulum membrane. Lineage: Eukaryota; Metazoa; Chordata; Actinopteri; Cypriniformes; Leuciscidae. The record is from RefSeq and is a predicted model, not a curated record. Gene Ontology annotation, molecular function: peptidyl-prolyl cis-trans isomerase activity.